UCACGCUGUCUUGUGUUUGGUUUUUAAAACAACGUAAGUUAAAAGUUGUUUUUCUUAGUUUUCUGAAGCUGUAUUUCCAUAAAACUAUAAAAAAUGGCGGAGCAAGUCAAUCAACGUAUUGAGGAUAUGAUAAAUGAGCUGGAGCAGAUGCGAAGGACAGGCUUAUAUGACGAAGACGAAAUAAGAGAAAUAUCGCGUAAACGCAAGGAAUUUGAAUAUCGAAUACAACGCAGAGUUAAAGAGAAAGAUGAUUACGUGCACUACAUAGCUUACGAACUCGCUUUGAUUGAAGACAUCGCAAUCCGUAGGAAGAAGACUAAACUGAAUGAGAAAAAGAAGGACUUGGAAUACGCCAUAGCGAAGCGCGUGAAUAAAGUAUUCAAGCAGUUUAUUUACAGAUUCCAGAAUGAUUUGGAAAUAUAUUUUCAGUAUAUUAAAUUUUGUAGGAGUGUGGGAUUUGAUUAUGCUGUGUCGGCUAUUAUUGGACAGAUGCUGCAGAUGCAUGGUGACAAGCCCAAGAUGUGGCAGAUGGCAGCACUGUGGGAAAGUGAGGAGCAAAAUAAUCUGGACAAUGCCAAGAACUUCCUUCUGAAGGGCAUACACAGACACCCGCAGGCUUGUGAGCUUUAUUUGGAUCUCUUCAAGAUUGAGGUUACUCUGGCCUUGAAAGCUGAGAAUGAGGAAGAGAAGGAAAAACAAAUCAAAAGGGCAGAUGUUAUAUGGAGAAAUGGUGCCAAGAGUAUUGGGGAUGUCAGUUACCUGUUCAAGCUCUGUGACUUGUCUCUGAAAUUCCAAGACACUGAGAGUAUAACCGAAGAAAUCAAAAGAGAGAUUUGGAGCCAAAAUGAUAAGAAGGAAGUCUGGCCUUACAUUGCAUCUAAAGAGUUAGAAGGUUGCCACUGGGAGGAGAUAGACGAAUUUGUAGAUGAAAACUCAAAAUUCCCCAUAAAUCUUCUAAGGUGUAUAAGUGUAUAUGAGGAAGCCCUACAAAGGUUUCCAGAUGAAAAAUUAUGCAGUAAAUUUAUCCAUGAACUUCUUGGUCUAAAUGAAAAUGUAUGUUCCGAAAAUCAAAAGGUUACUGCUAUCAAAGACGCUUGGAUGUUUGGCCAUGAGAAUGGACUCCUCUCUGAUGAUAUGUAUGCUUUUGGUAUAGAGUUGUUGAAAUUGGAAGAUUCGCUGAAUAGUGCUGAGUUGGGACAGAUAUUGGAUGCAGCAACCAUGAGGAAUCCUCGAUCGAAGAGUGUUUGGAAAGAAAAGAUUCUUCUUAGCAAACAGAAUGAAAACAAACUGUUGUCUAUUCUAAAGGAUGCUACUAAAGUAUUGGAACAAGAUGAUGCCAUUUGUCUAUGGAAUACUGCAUUGGACAUUAUUGAGAAGAAAGAAACUCUUAUGGCUUUACACAAGAAAUUCCAGAAUUGUGAAAUGGCAGUCCUCUUAGCAAUCAAGCCAAAAUUGCUGCAAAAAAUGUAUGAUCAUAAUGGAUUAAAGGCAGCCAGGGAGUUAUAUGAUGAGCUGAUCAAAACUCCACCUCUUCAAAAAGAUGUCCAGUAUGUUAUGAUUGAAAUAGAGAAAUCCCAAGAUAAUCCAAGUGCUAAAGUAAUAAGAAAGUACUAUGAAUAUUUAGUUCACCACCAUGGACAAGAUAAUGUUGAUGUUUGGAUGGAUUACAUCAGCUUUGAAUCAACUCUUGGCAGUGCUCAAUUCUCUCCAGCUAUCUACAGAAGAGCUGUUGCAACAUUGAAAAAGGAAUUAGUAGAUGAAUUCAUUAAAGCUCAAACUUUAGCUAAAAUAAAAUAACUCCAAUCAG
Messenger RNA from Leguminivora glycinivorella, 1807 nucleotides. Its product is annotated as U3 small nucleolar RNA-associated protein 6 homolog. The record is from RefSeq and is a predicted model, not a curated record. Gene Ontology annotation, biological process: maturation of SSU-rRNA from tricistronic rRNA transcript (SSU-rRNA, 5.8S rRNA, LSU-rRNA). Gene Ontology annotation, molecular function: protein binding; snoRNA binding. Bases 94 to 1797 code for a protein of 567 amino acids. Gene Ontology annotation, cellular component: small-subunit processome; Pwp2p-containing subcomplex of 90S preribosome. The transcript is spliced from 8 exons. NCBI's taxonomy places the organism in Eukaryota, Metazoa, Arthropoda, Insecta, Lepidoptera, Tortricidae.